AUGGGAAACGGACACAGCCAAGAGAGAUCAAAAGAGGCAGAGUUAUGGUCUCACUGGAACCCUGAUGAAAAGGAGCAACUCAAGAAGUUUUACGAGAAAGGUGAACCUACAUCAACAUUGCCAGCUUACUAUGAAAAGGAUCUCCUUGCUAGCAUUGCUGCAACUCUGAUUCCGUCCGAGAAGAACCUCGCCAACUACCUAACAGCAGUACAUUCUAUCAUAAAGACCAAGGAACCAAGCCCAAUGUAUUAUGUAUUCCAACAGUGCGUCAAAGAUCAAGCAGUGUCAUUGCAAGAUUUUGUUACAUUGGUAGUGAAAUCGGCCAUCCCGCUUUGGUUUCAAGAUGGUAGCUCAUAUCAGUGGACAUCCACAUCUGGACAGGACCAUACACCUCUAGUUGACUACUUUAUUCACUAUGCUGAAGAAGAAGCCAAUAAACAAAAGGAAGCCAUGGCUUGGUUAGCAGCAGAUGACGAUAGUAAGCAACAAAACAAGGAGGAGCAGCAAGCAUCCAAAUGGCAGGAAAAGGCAGCUUUAUCACCAUCUCAGAUUUCAGAAGCCGAGUUCUCGCACUGGAUCCAACAUACACCUGGCGUACGAGGAUUGUUUCAAUUGGCAGUUGAACAUGUCUUACUAGAGGAACCCACGAGCACUAACAACUUGCAUACCAGACGUCUUCAUCACUUGGCAUCGCCACAGAUUCAGCAGCACAACAAGGAAACUCGCAGAUUAUUGGGCAAAGACAAGUUUUCCAAUUUAAUGACACCGUAUGAUUACUAUAUGCUGUCAUUAUCGUUGCCUGGCAAUACCUUAUCUUGGUCAGACUAUGAGCAGACACAGCGUAAAGUGACUCAAGACGUGCAGCAUGACAUGGUGUUUUCUUCCAAACGAGAUGGAUCCAGUUGGCAAAACUUUGUCAGUAAAAUGGUGGGACAAGGAGCCACAUUGGUGGUGAUUCAAGCCAAAGAUGGAAGUGUGUUUGGCGGUUACGCUGAUGAACAUUGGGAAUACUGCAAUACACACUGGUAUGGCAAUUCAAGCAACUUUUUGUUCCGUAUCAGAGAUAGCUAUGGCCGUUGGGAGGCUAGUUCUGGUAGUAAUGACCAUUAUCAGUACUUGUGUUGGGGUAAGAAGAGUCUGCCAAACGGUUUCGGGAUGGGCGGACAGUUUGAUUAUGCAGGUCUGUGGAUUGAUUCUGAUUUUAUUCAUGGACAUUCAAGAGCUGGACCCUUGUGUACGACUUAUUCAAGCCCACAACUGAGCACGCAUGAUACAUUCAUUAUAGACCAAGUAGAAGUUUGGUUAGUCAGGCCACUUGUGAAAGACGAAGAUCAAGAUCAAGCAGGUGAUGGCGGUGGUGUGUUGAGCCAUGCUGAAGACAUGGAGUUUAUGGAGAUGGCGGGCAAGAAAAUGUACUCGAAAGACCUUGGCCCUGAGCCCACAGAGGACGACGACGAUGAGAGCGAUAAAGAUGUCUAA
This is a messenger RNA of Mucor velutinosus, 1479 nucleotides long. Its product is annotated as CULLIN_2 domain-containing protein. The transcript is spliced from 2 exons. Lineage: Eukaryota; Fungi; Mucoromycota; Mucoromycetes; Mucorales; Mucoraceae. The record is from RefSeq and is a predicted model, not a curated record. Bases 1 to 1479 code for a protein of 492 amino acids.